ACCAUGAGGCUCUUCCCCAUUCUGUGCUUGCUGCUCCUCAGCCUCGGGGUGGCCUCUCGCCAGCGCCACCGCUCCCGCUCCUGGGAGAAGAAGGUGAAGGAGUCCUCUGGGUUAACUCACAGAAUCGAAGACUUUGCCUUCGACCUCUACAGGGCCUUGGCUUCUGAAGCCCCUGGUCAGAAUGUCGUCUUCUCCCCCCUGAGCGUGUCCAUGAGCUUGGGCAUGCUCUCUCUGGGGACUAGCUCCAACACUAAGACACAGAUCCUGGAGAGCCUGGGACUCAGCCUCCAGCAAGGCCAAGAGGAUAAGUUCCAUAAGGGCUUCCAACAGCUGCUCCAGAGGUUCAGCCAGCUUAGAGAUGGCCUCCAGUUGAGCCUGGGCAGUGCCCUUUUUGCAGACCCAGCAGUACAUAUUCGGGACAGCUUCCUGAGUGCCAUGAAAACGCUGUACAUGGCAGACACUCUCUCUACCAACUUUGGGAACCCUGAAAUGGCUAAGAAGCAGAUCAAUGACUAUGUGGCCAAGCGGACCAGGGGCAAGAUUGUAGACUUGAUCAAGGAUUUGGACAAUACCAACAUCAUGGUGUUGAUAAAUUACAUCUUCUUCAGAGCCAAGUGGGAGACAGCCUUCAGUGCCAAAAACACCCAACAGAAAGAUUUCCACGUGACCCCCAAGAAGACCAUACAGGUGCCCAUGAUGAACCGUGAAGAUGAGUACUACCACAUCGUGGACCAAAGUAUUUCCUGCACAGUGGUGAGGAUCCCUUACCAAGGCAACGCCACAGCUCUGUUCAUUCUCCCCAGUGAAGGCAGGAUGCAGCAGGUGGAGAACGGCCUGAACAGUAGAGUACUGAAGAACUGGCUGAACUCAGGCACCAAGAGUCAGUUGAACCUUUACCUCCCCAAGUUCUCCAUUGAGGGUACCUACCAACUGGAGAAAAUCCUCCCCAAGCUGGGCAUCAGGGACGCCUUCACCUCCCAUGCUGACCUGUCUGGCAUUACUAACCACCCCAAUAUCAAGUUGUCUGAGAUGGUGCAUACAUCCAUGGUGGAGGUAGACGAGUCAGGAACCAGAGCAGCUGCUGCCACAGGAGAGGUCUUCACAUUCAGAUCUGCUCGACCGAUGAUUGUGAAGAUAAAUUUCAACAGACCCUUUCUGUUGGCCAUCGUCGAGAACAUGGAUCUCUUGUUCCUUGGCAAAUUGGUCUAUCCCACAGGUGUAACUCUUUCCAAAACCCACGGGCUUACCCAGAGGAAACCAUGA
Molecule: messenger RNA, 1263 nt
Organism: Cricetulus griseus (Chinese hamster)
Lineage: Eukaryota; Metazoa; Chordata; Mammalia; Rodentia; Cricetidae
Source: RefSeq, a predicted model, not a curated record